ACAUGCAAAACUUUCAGUUGCAAUUUCGUUUGUGAAUUAUAGAAAAUCUUAUAAAGUGUAGAUUUAGUAAUAAUUCCCAAAGUUUUGAUUACUUAAUGUGCAUUUGAGUAUAAAGUGAUAAAAGUUAUAAAAUGUACAAAUUUCUGAGACCAUAUACAACAACAAAUAAUUUCUUGAAAUUGCAUCAGUUUCAUGCUGCAUUUCGACAGAUUGAGUUGAAUUGCCAACAGAAUCAAGUUAAUAUUUGGUGCCAGAAUGUAACAACGCGACACAUUCAUACCACAAUAUGCCUUGAAACACCAAGCAAGCGUACGAAACUUGAGCUAAAGAGACGUCUUAAAGCCGAGCAAAAGGCCAAGGAAAAGGCAGAGAAGGAAGCGCAAAAAGCCGCAGUAGCAAGCGCUAAUACUGACAGCAAUGCGCCCAAAAAGAAGUCGGCGGCAGCGUCAGAAGAAGAAAUUUCACCAAAUGAAUAUUUUAAGCUACGUUCAGCUGCCGUUGUUGAUUUGAAGAAAUCACCAGAAACUCAUCCUUAUCCUCACAAAUUCAAUGUUAGCAUAUCAUUGGAGAAUUUCAUCAAGAAAUACGAGAAUCUGAAAGAAGGUGAAAUGCUUGAAGACGUCUCCCUGAGCGUUGCUGGUCGCGUGCAUGCCAUACGAGAAUCUGGUGUUAAGUUAAUAUUCUACGAUUUGCGUGGUGAGGGUGUUAAAUUGCAGGUGAUGGCCAAUGCUAAGUUAUAUCAUAACGAGAGUGCCUUUGAGCCUGAUACUGCAAAAAUUAGGCGUGGUGACAUUAUCGGUAUUAACGGUUACCCCGGUAAAACCAAAAAGGGUGAACUAUCAGUGGUGCCAAAGGAGAUAAAGCUGUUGUCACCCUGUUUGCAUAUGUUGCCACAUUUGCAUUACGGUCUCAAGGAUAAGGAAACACGUUACCGCCAAAGGUAUUUGGAUUUAAUCAUGAAUCCCAAAGUGCGAGAAACCUUCCAAAUUCGUGCGAAUAUUGUCUCCUUUGUGCGCCAGUUUCUCGAUCGCAUGGGUUUCUUAGAAGUAGAAACUCCCAUGAUGAACAUGAUUGCGGGCGGUGCAACGGCAAAACCCUUUAUAACACAUCACAACGAUUUGAAUAUGGAUUUGUAUAUGCGUGUCGCACCCGAGUUGUACCACAAAAUGCUCGUUGUUGGUGGUUUAGAUCGUGUAUAUGAAAUCGGGCGUCAAUUCAGAAAUGAAGGUAUCGAUUUAACGCAUAAUCCAGAAUUCACCACAUGCGAGUUCUACAUGGCUUAUGCUGAUUUCAAUGAUCUUAUCGAAAUAACGGAGAAAAUGAUAUCCGGAAUGGUAAAAGCUAUUCACGGUACUUAUAAAAUUAAAUACCAUCCGGAAGGCCCGGAAGGUCCCGAGGAGGAAGUUGAUUUUACGCCACCAUUUAGAAGAGUUUCGAUGAUAAAAACUCUGGAAGAAAAGUUGAACGUCAAAUUUCCACCAGCAACAGAGUUUAAUAGCAAGGAUACAACUGAAUUCCUCUCACAACUUUGCGCCAAACAUCAAAUCGAAUGCCCAGCACCACGUACAACGGCGCGUCUGCUUGAUAAAUUAGUCGGAGAAUUCAUUGAAGAGACUUGCAUAAAUCCAACAUUCAUCUGUGAGCAUCCGCAAAUCAUGUCACCACUGGCCAAAUACCAUCGCAGUGAGCCGGGAUUAACGGAACGUUUCGAAUUGUUUGUUAUGAAGAAGGAAGUGUGUAACGCCUACACAGAGUUGAAUGAUCCGAUGGUGCAGCGUGAAAGAUUUGCGCAACAAGCCAGCGAUAAAGCGGCUGGUGAUGAUGAGGCGCAACUGAUUGAUGAGAACUUCUGCACAGCACUAGAAUAUGGUCUGCCACCAACAGGUGGCUGGGGACUGGGUAUCGAUCGUCUAACCAUGUUCCUCACCGACACCAACAACAUUAAGGAGGUGCUCUUCUUCCCCGCCAUGAAACCAGAGGAAGCUAAUCGUACACAGCCAGCCACUAGUGAAGGCGAUCAAAUCGCUGACAAGGCUAAUGUGAAGAAUUAGUGCAAUUUGGUAAUUGCAAUGCUAGGCAACAACGUUUAAUAAAGUGUAUAACGGAAUCGCAAAUAUAAUUCUCAAAAACAAAAAAAAAAUAAUAAAUUUAUUUAUUUUCUUUUAUAA
This is a messenger RNA of Zeugodacus cucurbitae (melon fly), 2168 nucleotides long. RefSeq names its product lysine--tRNA ligase (gene LysRS). Gene Ontology annotation, molecular function: ATP binding; lysine-tRNA ligase activity; tRNA binding. Gene Ontology annotation, cellular component: cytoplasm; cytosol; mitochondrion. The transcript has 6 exons. Bases 132 to 2051 code for a protein of 639 amino acids. Gene Ontology annotation, biological process: lysyl-tRNA aminoacylation. The record is from RefSeq and is a predicted model, not a curated record. NCBI's taxonomy places the organism in Eukaryota, Metazoa, Arthropoda, Insecta, Diptera, Tephritidae.